Lactuca virosa is the source of this 609-nucleotide messenger RNA. The record is from the annotation of a GenBank genome assembly. NCBI's taxonomy places the organism in Eukaryota, Viridiplantae, Streptophyta, Magnoliopsida, Asterales, Asteraceae.
AUGACGGCAACAAUGGAGGACGGAGGUUCGGAGAGUAGUAUGAACGGGUGCCAGUCAGGGACUCAUGGCUGCAGAUACCAAUGUAUGCUUGUUAGGGAAGAAGAAAGAGAUACAGUUGGCGAUACACCUGUCAAAUAUCAUGGAAAAUGGGCACUCAGAUGUAUGAUGUUCGGUGGAAAUAAAGUGUUCAAACCAAGGGCACUUGUUGAUCUUGCUGCAGCAGUGUCGUCUGCAUUGUUAAUGAAUGAGCCUCAAUGGGUGGGUAUAAUUGGCAAACCAAUAAAUUAUUCCCUAAAAGGAGCUGCUUUACAUAUUGAUACUGGUCCUGGAUUGAGGAUAGAAGAGUCAUUUCCCAUUGAAAUGGAGAAAUACGGAUUAGAGGAUAAAAAGAACGAUAAUGAUUUUGUUAAGGAAAUUACGAAAUUAACCUUGAAGAAUGGUAGCAUAGAGUUGCCUGAUUGGGCAAGUAAUAUAGAGAGUGUUUUAUGGGUUCCAGUUCGUGCCAUUAAUGAAGGACUUGCAAGAGGAACAUCUGCAGGUUCAGUUAUUACUAUUAUUAGAAUAAGUUACAUUUCUGUUCCCUGUGUAAAUGAGGAAGAACAUCAAUAA